AUGGUGUCAACAAGACAGUCAAGUAAUGUAGGCAAUGCUGGAGAUAGUUCUAGUAAUGAUUCCACUGGCAUCAAAACAAGACAUAGUUCGCACCACACACAAAGUUCUGCUCUCAUACCCGUUACUCAUGCCUCAGAAUAUGUUUCCAAUAAACAUUUUUUGGACUUACCGCCCGAAAUUUUUGAGAAAAUCUUUAGCUAUACUGGCUAUAAGACAGUUUCUCAAAUGAGAUUGGUUUGCAGGCAAAUGGAUAGAAUAUGUAGUUCAGUUCUGAACUCAACUUUUCAGAAGCUUCAAACACAAAUGCUGCAUCGAUUUCAACACAUCAAAUCAAAAAUGCCCCGAAGGGAAUCUGCAAGACGCAAUCAUCCAUUAGCCUGUGAAAGUGAUAUAAUUGAGACAUUACAUAUGAGAUUAACAUUGCUUCAAAUGUCUUUUGGGAAGCACAUUGAGAGAAAGCAUUGUUGUUUUUUUGCUGGCGAGAUAUUAGAUGAAGUUUAUAGAAUUCUGCAUUAUAUUAAAGUCACACCAAAACUGGCUCGACCCUACAGAGUUACUGAUGAACUCUUUGAUUUAUCUACAAUGGCAAUGGAAUACUUCAAAGAACAUAUCGAGCCAACACUACCUGAAAUAGCCUAUUUUGGAACUGACUUUUUUGAUUUUACGAAUGGUUUGCAAAGUUCAUCUAAUAAUAAAAGUUGGAUGUUGGAUUCCCCUCCACAUAGCGGAAAAGCUGAGUAUGAGCCUGCUGGCCCUAGUGAAGAACGGUCUGGGGAACAACCCUCACCGCCACCCCCUCAGUCCAAUGUUGUACUUCGCAAGAGGAUACGAAAAAUCAAACAAGGAAUGAAAAAGUACAACUCUCAACUAAUUCUUAUGAAGCGGGAAUUACGAUCUUGUAAAGCAAAGAUUGCUGAUCAGCAGAAACAGUUUCAUGAAUAUGCUUCACGACUUGAUGAUUAUGACAAGAAGAGUGAUGAAACUUCGAGGAAGUUUAGCACACUUCUUCAGGAAUUGAACAAAUGCAAAACUGAGUUGCAAUAUUGGAGGUCUAAAUCUCCUUUAAGUUCUCUUUGUGUAUCCUGUGGGAAAACAACUACUGGGCUAACUGCUGAGGAUCUUCAAUUCCUUGCUACCCAGGGAACGAGUGCUAUGGACGAGGCAUCAACAAGUGAAUUAUGGCCUGAACCACCUCCAUUGCCUCAGUUAAAACGUAAAUCUGAAGAUACUCCACCCCCUGCAGUAUCAAAACGACCAAAAAAGUCAAGGGCGAUACUCAAAGUGCGUAACAAGCGGAGUUAG
Messenger RNA from Nezara viridula (southern green stink bug), 1302 nucleotides. The record is from the annotation of a GenBank genome assembly. Lineage: Eukaryota; Metazoa; Arthropoda; Insecta; Hemiptera; Pentatomidae.